UCUUUUUAUGUUCAUGACGGCGAUUCUGAUGUUCAUUCAAGGCAUGCUCGCUUAAAAUUUCUGUCUUUUCCGAAGUUAAAAGAAAUCAGUCGAGGCGGAGUCAUGAUUAGCGCAAGUGAGUUAUGCUUUGUACACUUGAUAAAUUUCACGGACAUCAUGCAAAGUGGCCCUUCUGAUGAGUUCCCUCUGAUAUUAUCGAAUUCAGGUAACUCAGAGCGCUGUAAACGUUUGAUUGGAGAAGGUAAAAUAAUGUGUGGUUAUGAGGAAUUGAACGCUACAACUGUAAUUCCUGCGAACACAUCGUUAGCUGAGAAAUCUAGCUUGGACCCGCGACCAGUUUGCAAGUCUGGACAUUGCUGGGGACCCAAAAGGGAAGAUUGUCAGACCUUGACGCGUUUGGUUUGCAGUGAUAAAUGCAAGAGACCUGGAGCCCUGGGCGGAAGGUGUUUCGGGCCCAGUGACUCGGAGUGUUGUGACGAGGACUGUUCGGCUGGAUGUUCAGGGAACUUCAAAUCCGAAUGCAACGCUUGCAAGUACCUAAAGUCCGAUGACAAUUGUGUAAAGAUGUGUCUUGAUGACCUUCCUCGGGAAUCAGGUGAAAUGCCAGUGACUUAUGAGAACCAGAGGAUGUAUGCAUAUCAUUACGAAUGUUUAUCGCAGUGUCCACUAGGAACAUAUGCUUACGAGUCCGAUUCAUUGAAUAAGAAGUGCGUCAUAAGUUGCGGACCAGGGAACUCAAUUCAGGGAAACAAGUGUGUACCAUGUGGCGAGAAUUGUUCGGUUGACGGAGUUUGUGCUGUUGAUGAUUUCAGACAAGUACCUGACGAACUUUGUAAACAUGAGGACUACGAAAAAAUCCUCAGUGCCGAAGAUUGCAGGGUUAUAAAUGGGGACGUAGUGCUGGAUAGUUCAUUUUGGUCCGGUGAUGUAUUUUGCAAAACAAAACCUUUUAAUAUAUCAAAGCUUCAUCUGUUUAAAAGUAUAAAGGAAAUCACUGGAUCGCUGCACGUAUUAAGGAGUCCUUUGAGAAACCUCUCUUUCCUGUCAAACUUGGAAGUGAUCAGGGGUGAAGGAAACCGAAUUAGGGGAUCAUUUGCUAUUUCGGAAAACCAUGAUCUUGAAUACCUGGGACUUUCUUCCUUGAAAACUAUUCAAAAGCUCCCAAUCAUAAGAGGCCCAAACUUGUGCUAUAUCAAUGAACAUAUGUUUUCGGAUCUGCUAGAUCCGAAAUCGAAUCUUGAUCUGAAAUCGAAUCAGAUCAAUUGUUCGAUAAACUGGGAUUUUCUACCCUCGAAGGAAUUUUGUGCGCAGAAUCUAGAAAAGUUUUGUGACAAUGAGUGUGCGACAGUUGGUGGCGAGGCCGCUUGUUGGGGUCCUGGGCCCGAAAUGUGCUACAAGUGUCGUAAUUUCAACUUCAACAACAGAACGUGUAUAUCCGAAUGCGAUCUAGACUCUAGCUUUGUAGAAGGGAAUCUGUGUGAAACGUGCCACAAGGAAUGUAUUGGGUGCAGUGCUAGGGGACCAUUAAACUGCAAGAAGUGUGUUAGUUUCAACAAUAGCGGAGAGUGUGUGAAUCAAUGCCCUUUGCCCACAUUCGCAGAUCAGACUAAUCGGGAAUGCUAUCCCUGUUCUAAUGUCUGUGAAAUAAGCUGGGGAUGUACCGGCAACAGUUCUUCUUUGGGCGCGGGUGGCUGCAACAAAUGCAGAGGGGUAGUAUUGGUUCAUUCGGUUAACGAGACAGCUCAGAUGUACACUUCAGAAUGGGGGAAAAACAAUACAUGUGUAGCUGUAGAUGAACUGCAAGGCCACGGCCAAAACAUAACAAAAAUGGAUAAAACGGGGAAUGAAGAUACGAGUGAUCAUGAAGGAACCAAUUUUUUCGUUAAUUCCGACAAUAAUGAGAUCGACUGUCCUCGAGACUACUUCCCCGCCGAAGCAAAUUUUCUGCCUAGUUUUCCCAAAAUGUGCAUCAAAUGCCAUCCGCAGUGCGAUGGCUGUUAUAAGUUGGGGUCUUCUAGCUGCAAGAAGUGUAAAAAUUUCCGACUGAAGGGUGAAUGUGUUGAAAAGUGUGACAGCAGUUAUAAAGAUAUUGACGGCGAGUGUAUUCAAAAUGUUUUUGUGCCGUAAAAACCGUGAGGAUGUUGAUAAGUGUAUUCUAUUGUAACAACUUUUGUAUCUCACGGAUUUAUUAAUACAAAUU
Molecule: messenger RNA, 2200 nt
Organism: Symsagittifera roscoffensis
Lineage: Eukaryota; Metazoa; Xenacoelomorpha; Acoela; Convolutidae
Product: epidermal growth factor receptor-like
Exons: 3
Coding region: 103-2127 (674 amino acids)
Source: RefSeq, a predicted model, not a curated record